AGAGAAUUGUCAAGAAUGCAGCUCAGAGCUGGCUGAUCGCGAGAUACGCAGCGCAAAGGCACAGGAUUUGAGACAGCCCAGGGUUUCCUCUUCAAGUAGGUUUAAAACAGUUUUUUUUUUUUCUCACAACUUCCUUCCUGCUUUAACUGCCAGUGCUCAGAAGACAGCCUUGAGAGGCAGAGGCACCCAGGACGGAGACGUGAACCCCUGGAGAAUAUCAAAAUGACUGAAAAGGCCCCAGAACCACACCUGGAGGAGGAGGAGGAUGACUUGGACGGCAAGCUCAAUUACAAGCCUCCACCGCAGAAGUCCCUGCAGGAGCUGCAGGAGAUGGACAAAGAUGAUGAAAGUCUAAUUAAGUACAAGAAAACGCUCCUGGGGGAUGGUCCUGUGGUAGCAGACCCAACAGCCCCCAAUGUCACUGUCACCCGCCUUACUCUGGUUUGUGAAAGUGCCCCAGGACCCAUCACCAUGGACCUCACUGGGGAUCUGGAAGCCCUCAAAAAAGAAACCUUUGUGCUAAAGGAAGGUGUGGAAUAUAGAGUCAAAAUUAACUUCAAAGUGAACAAGGAUAUUGUGUCAGGACUGAAAUAUGUUCAACACACCUACCGGACUGGGGUGAAAGUGGAUAAAGCAACAUUCAUGGUUGGCAGCUACGGGCCUCGGCCGGAGGAGUAUGAGUUUCUGACUCCAAUAGAGGAGGCCCCCAAGGGCAUGCUGGCCCGAGGCACUUACCACAACAAGUCCUUCUUCACCGACGAUGACAAGCAUGACCACCUGACCUGGGAGUGGAACCUAUCCAUUAAGAAGGAUUGGACGGAAUGAGCACCUCUGCCCAUCCCUUUCCCUACUUUGCCACCCAGAAGCUCCCUCUUGUCGUGCCCCAUCCCUCCUCCCUGAUCACAGCUGGGCCCCUUCUCCAGCACCCCCAAGGUUCUCUUCUCGUGGCGUCUUCUCCCACACUGUUUCUCACAGUGGUCCCCAAACAAGAUGCUUAAAACCCAGGCUUUAAUCCUGCCCCACCCUUCUGAUCCCCUGUCAUGGCCAGAUCUCCCAAGUUCUCCAACCCCAUAGACAAUCAUUUAACAGUCCCUCUUUUAUUCCCAUUUGAGCAACUAGAGGCCAGGAAAUGGGCAAACUAGCACUAACUGUCCUGUUGCCUUGGGUCCCUGUAUCUUCUUCCAUCCCUGGAUUCUCCUGUGGUUGCUGCUGGUUCACUAAAGGUCCCUAAUCACAUCCCCUGCCAACUGGGGCUCUUCUUUACUGGGAGACACUGUAAACAAUGCAAGAGAACGAGAAUAAAACAGUUGUAUGAUCUGA
This is a messenger RNA of Hippopotamus amphibius kiboko, 1320 nucleotides long. It is a transcript of the gene ARHGDIB, whose product is annotated as Rho GDP dissociation inhibitor beta. Gene Ontology annotation, molecular function: protein binding; Rho GDP-dissociation inhibitor activity. The record is from RefSeq and is a predicted model, not a curated record. The transcript has 6 exons. Gene Ontology annotation, biological process: Rho protein signal transduction. Gene Ontology annotation, cellular component: cytosol; membrane; cytoplasm. NCBI's taxonomy places the organism in Eukaryota, Metazoa, Chordata, Mammalia, Artiodactyla, Hippopotamidae. Bases 223 to 825 code for a protein of 200 amino acids.